Messenger RNA from Argiope bruennichi, 3111 nucleotides. RefSeq names its product neuroligin-4, Y-linked-like. NCBI's taxonomy places the organism in Eukaryota, Metazoa, Arthropoda, Arachnida, Araneae, Araneidae. The coding region runs from base 185 to 2830 and encodes 881 amino acids. Gene Ontology annotation, cellular component: cell surface; synapse; postsynaptic membrane. The record is from RefSeq and is a predicted model, not a curated record. Gene Ontology annotation, molecular function: signaling receptor activity; neurexin family protein binding. The transcript has 9 exons. Gene Ontology annotation, biological process: presynaptic membrane assembly; modulation of chemical synaptic transmission; chemical synaptic transmission.
UGAGAAUACUUCCGAAGAAGUGUUUAUAUAUGAGAAAGACGAAAUAUAAACUGAUCAUUUGACUAUAUCAAAUAUAAAAUUCAUGUGCGUUUGUAUAUAUUUGCUUGCAAAUAUUCAAACUAAUUCUACAAAAUAAUUUUCAAGACAGUCAUCUUCUAUUAAAUAAUUUUGCUGAAAAUCGAACAUGACAUCCAAUAUCAUUUUAAAAAACUCUUCACUGAGCAAGUUGCCUAUUUAUAUGAUUUUACUAUUGUCUAUGAUAUGCCACACCAUUUUGUCCAGACAUAUAGACAGUGAUUCCAAGACACUAAGCACACGAGUGGUCAACACACGUUAUGGUUCUUUACGCGGCUUCAUAAGCAGCUUACCUAGUCGACAGCUGCAACCCACAGAAGUAUUUUUAGGGGUACCUUAUGCUGGUGCCCCAAAGGGACGUUUGCGAUUCAUGCCACCUGUAACAUCCCCACAUUGGAAAGGUGUUCGACUUGCAGAUCAUUUUGGCCCUGUAUGUCCACAAAAGUUGCCAAAUAUUGCAAAUGAAACAGAAGCUUUGAAGAAGAUGCCACUUGGUCGAUUCCAGUAUCUCAGAAGAUUGUUGCCCUACUUAAAUAACCAGAGUGAGGAUUGCUUAUAUCUGAAUAUCUACGCCCCCCAGUCGGUUGGAAAACAAGGAUUGAAAGUUCCUGUUAUGGUGUAUAUCCAUGGUGAAUCAUAUGAAUGGAAUGCAGGAAAUCCUUACGAUGGACGAGUACUUGCAAGCUAUGGCAAUGUAGUUGUUGUCACCAUUAAUUUCCGGCUUGGAAUCUUAGGAUUUUUACCAGCUGUGGAUCGUUCAGCUAGAGGCAACUAUGGACUGCUGGACCAGGUUGCUGCUUUACACUGGAUUCAGGAAAACAUUGGAGAAUUCGGAGGAGAUGCAGAAAAUGUGACAAUAUUUGGACAAGGAUUUGGAGCCGCAUUCGUAAAUUUAUUAAUGUUGUCUCCGAUGGCCAAAGGUCUCUUCCAUAGAGCCAUAAUGCAAAGUGGUUCAGCUCUUAGUCCAUGGGCAAUUGCCAGAGAUGCCAUAGCUCAUACAUUGCACUUAGCCCGAGUGCUGGACUGCCCUGCACAGCACAAUACGGCUUUGGUCGAAUGCAUGAGAAAAAGAGAUUUGCAAGAUAUUAUGAAUGUGGAGAUCAUGACUCCUGAUUAUUUAUCAACUUUUGGUCCAACAGUGGAUGGAAUAGUCAUACCACAAGACCCAUCUGAAAUUAUGGAGAAGAAUUCAGCAUUGUUCACCCAGUAUGAUCUGUUGUUUGGUGCUACGAGAGUUGAAUCAUAUUUUCAGUUUUCAGCAUACGAAGAGAAAUUUGGUAUGGACAGUGAAAGAAGAGACAGAGUACUCAGGACGAUGGUUAGGAACCUUUUCACAUAUCAUUUACAAGAGAUAUUCUUGACAAUUGUGAACGAGUAUAUGGACUGGUCAAGGCCAUUCCUUCACGCCUCUGAUAUCUUUGAUGGUACCAUUGAUGCGAUUGGUGAUGCAUUGGUUGUGGCACCGAUCAUUCGAGUAGGAUCCUUUCAUAGUGGUAGUCCGAGAGACAGCUACUUGUACUCUUCAUCUCCAUCGUCCUCAAGAGAAAAGAAAAGUUUUUUCUACGUUUUUGGAUAUCAGUCGGAAUAUGGGGACUAUUCAUCACGACUUGGAGCAGUUACCGGUGAAGAUCUAGCUUACGUAUUUGGCGCUCCUUUGGUGACGUCACUCUCCCAUUUUGCAAACAACUACACGAAAGCCGAAGCUACACUUUCAGAGAUUCUCAUGCUACAAUGGACAAAUUUCGCCAAAUUUGGGGAUCCAAACGUUUCACCACCAGAUGGAGAUAGUCAAAGUGAAAAUUUGAAAGGACGCUAUGAAAAAGUAACUUGGCCGGCAUACGAACCAGUCCAUCAGAAAUAUCUCAGCAUAUCUAUGAAACCGCGAGUUCGUGAUCAUUACCACGCCCAUCGGCUCUCUUAUUGGUUGAACCUCAUUCCUCGUCUUCACAGUUCCGGUGAUGUCAAUGUUUCGGUCCAGCAUCAUAGGCUGCAAGAUCAUGAUAAUCCCUUAACUUACGACGGCACUGUUCGACAUCUGCCUGGGGGUGGUUUCCCAUUCCCAUCCACGUUAUCUCCACUGACCAACGGCAAUGAACAUUCAUUGGAGCAAAGGAAUGACACUAGAAGUGAUGGUAACAUAUCACUGAAAGCAGAAUCGAAGGAAACAGAACUUAUUUCCAGUCGGGAUGAUGGCAACAGUACCCAGUCGGCAAGAAGUCCCCAGAAGUUUUAUUCCACAGCUUUGAUUAUUACGAUAGCAGUUGGAUGCACAUUACUGGUCUUAAAUGUAGUCAUAUUUGCUGGAAUCUAUUACCAAAAAGAAAAAGACAGCUUGGAAAAGAAACUGCAGAAGAAUUUUUAUCAAGAAAAAAGAAGUGAUGAUGAAGAAGGGCAACCUUCCAGCGAGAAACCAUUCCUAGUAAAAGAUCUCUCGUCGUCCAUGAUGCUCAAUCAGUAUUGUUCCCAGCAGGAGUUUGAUGGAAGCCAAACGCUUGAUUUAGUUCAGCCCAGUAAAGUGAAGCAGUACCAAAGCCAAACUCUGUCAUCUGCCAACAGCCGCGAGUCAUGCGACUCACAGUACCACAUGAGCAGCAGAACCCCACAGUCUGAAAAAGGAAUAAGCGUGAGAGAAGCACAACCUCUGCUGACUCCCCCGUCCUCUAAUCCUCACACCAUCACUGCAACAGUCGAUUGCCUGCAAGGAUGGCCGAAUGCUCAAGAGAUGUCAGUGUUUGGAAUAGAUGGUCGUAAUUAAGAACUUUCUUUUCUUACAAUGGGUGCUGAGGAUAAAAUAAUCGCCCAUUUCAUCAGCAAACGAUGAACACUUUAUCUUUGGAAGAGAGCUAUGACUUAAAAAAAUGGUACAGAGAAACAUAGCUGGACAUAGUCAACAAAGGAAAAUAUUCAGUAAUUUAACAUCAUAAGCAAGACUUUAUAAAAUUUUGUAUGAAUUUGUGAAAUGCACAUUUAAAGUUUUUAACUGUGAUUUAACAUCUCAAUAUAAAAUGUUAAAUAUUUUUACAGACAUGUGUCUCA